This is a messenger RNA of Penaeus indicus, 952 nucleotides long. RefSeq lists its product as uncharacterized. Gene Ontology annotation, cellular component: MLL3/4 complex. Gene Ontology annotation, biological process: positive regulation of intracellular estrogen receptor signaling pathway; positive regulation of cell cycle G1/S phase transition. NCBI's taxonomy places the organism in Eukaryota, Metazoa, Arthropoda, Malacostraca, Decapoda, Penaeidae. The record is from RefSeq and is a predicted model, not a curated record. Gene Ontology annotation, molecular function: nuclear estrogen receptor binding. The transcript is spliced from 3 exons. Bases 176 to 601 code for a protein of 141 amino acids.
AUGUAAACACUGGAGGCUGUCAAGAGGCAACUCUAGAUCUUGGGACCAGAACCCUAUGAUAGAAGGGUACAGGUGAAGUUUGGACCACAUAAUAAGAAAGGAAACUCACAGUUAGUUAAAUCUCAUUACAUUCACAGUGAGACAACGCGUCUGAAUAAAGGAUUUGGUAAAAAAGAUGGAUGCUGAGGAAUCGUUCAAGGUGGAAUGUAGCGACGAAGAAGUACAGAAAGAAUUGACGAAUGGAGUGUUUAUUGAACCAAGCGCCACAGAAAUUGUACGCUUAUAUGAAGCCCUAGCCAAGGAUGGGUCAUUGCCCAUAAAAUGGAACUGGGAACUAGGGAGACGGCCCCUUACUCCCUCACAAGAUGAUUCUGAAAGUGACAGAGAAGAGGAGGCAGAAAAAAUUGACACAUCAGGAUUCGAUUUCGACGAUGAACCAGCAACAGUGCGUCUAACCCCUCGACGCACACCUGGCAGUGUUGGCCCAAAAGGCAGUGCCAAGAAAAAGACGACCAAUUUUGAAAAUGUGUUAGCCAGUGUGAGAAGACAGAAGAAACUUGAACUUAGGGAGAAAACGAGAUUCAGAAAAGAGAAGAAAUAGAAAUAAAGAAAACUUAUUUUAUUGUGAUUUUUUUUUUUUUACUCAAAACUUUUGAUAAGUGUAACUGCAUUGUAAAAAAAGGAAAAAAAAAAUAAAUACUAAAAAUGUCAACAUCAGUAUGGUAAAUGUGUUGAUGUAUUGAUAUUCAAAAUGCAAAUUAAAGACUGUUGUUGAAAGAAUCUGAAAAUUUUUAAAAUGGUAUGGAUGGUGAAUUAUUGUGGAAGUACCUGGUAAUUUUUUACUAUAAUUACAGAUUUUGUAAUUUGAUUCCAUGUACAGGUAAUCAUAGUUUAUGUACCUAUGACUUGUACUAUGAAAAAAAAGGUAAUAAAACAUAUUAUGUAAUUGAAA